Cooperia oncophora is the source of this 900-nucleotide messenger RNA. NCBI's taxonomy places the organism in Eukaryota, Metazoa, Nematoda, Chromadorea, Rhabditida, Trichostrongylidae. The record is from the annotation of a GenBank genome assembly.
AUGGUUAGCGAACUAGCAACAGCUAAGGGCCUCAUAACGCGCUUCUGCAAUAAACUAGAGCAAUUUUUGGCCCGCUUCAAGGACCAACAGCUCGAUUCAGUGCAGGUUAUCAUUGAAGACCACUCCAGAAACGUCAAGCUAGGCAACCUAUGUCACCUAGAAGGAGCGUUCCUUCACGCACGGUACGGCAAUCCAGAGGAAUUGAUCCAGAAACUCAUCGACAAACUCGACCAUUACAAGAUACGAAGUGAAACCCUCAAGGACCAACUCACACUCUUCGAACAGGUGCAAGUAACAGUCCUACAGCUAAAGCAAAAGGGGGAACACGUAGACAGUCAAGUCAUGGUUAAGAAAGUGUUGAGCAAAUUUCCUGCACAUAUCCAGAGGAGAGUGCUAGCGAAGAGACGUACACUUCCAUCGACUACUUCAUCCACAAUGGAAACGCUUUUCAACAUAAUCGAGGACGUCUUGUCCGAGGAAGAAAUGAUGAACCUCUACGUCAAGGAACCAAUGUCCACGUCACAGACAACAUCCGCCAAAGAGUUCCGAAAACAGGAGAGUCUCUGCAUGUACUAUAAAGGCGUACACAAGUCAUCUCAUUGCGAUACAUAUAAGACCUCGAGAGAAAGAACAAAGUACUUACGAGACCGUCGUCUUUGUCAACUCUGCGCAUCACAGCACAAGACAUAUGAAUGCAAACGUAAGAAUUGUUUCCGAUGCGGAGGACCUCACCAUUCAUCAUGUUGCUUCAAGACCACGUCAACAUCAAACAACACCCAAGAAGUAAAGGAACAAGUGGUGCAGGCGGUACGAACAGACAACAAGGUGAAGAAGCAAGUCAAGAAAACUCAGAAAGUCAACGUAGCAGCCGAAAAAGAGCAAGUGGAGGAAGGCGAAUAA